CUACCGCGACGGCAUCAGCGCCUCCAAAACCUCCCAUGUCCAAGCCGGCUUUGACGCCGGUUUUCCCGUCGGCGCACAACUCGGCAUGCGCGCUGGUACUAUCCUCGGUAUUCUCGAGGGCGUGUUGCGGGGCUACGACGAGAGCCAGAAAGCCGUGGUGAAGAAGCUGCCGGCGGGUCGGAAGGGCACCACCAGCACCAAUGGCACCGCCACUUCUACUUCUACAAUGACCGACGAGGAACGCCAGGCUAAGCGAGCAGAGAUACUAGCAUUGUACCAACAAGCCGUGAAGGAAUUGGAUGUGCGGAAGGUAUUCGAGGGGAUCAGUGAGAAGGAAAUCUCAGGGGGAGAAAAGGCCGAGGUUAGGCUUGGGAGGCAGGGUGAGGGGGCUGUAGGGAAGUGGGAGGAGAAAGUGAGGGUUCCGAGGUGGGAGGAGAAUAUGGAUGCGUUGGAGAUGAAGGAUACCGUUACUGCUGAGGGGACGGGGGUAGAGGUGGAAGAGAGCUGAGGGGGUGGUUGUGGAUGGGAUGGAAUGGUACUUUUUUCUUUUCUUCCACCUCUUUAGCUUUCUGGCGGGCCCUUGCGCCUGUCGGGAUUUAACUAGAGGAUCGGGCCAACGUCAGCCUAGCCUGGCCUUUCUACAAACGACUGAGCAGAAACUUUCCUGCUUGCUUGUAUGCAGCUCUGCAGUUCUGCAUACGUCGGGGUCUGGUCUCGGGAUGGCUACUUGGCUGGCUGGCUGGCUCCUCCCCCUGCUGCUGUCGGGACGGCAGGACAGAAUGGCCGGAUGGUCGAGAUGGGACGUGGCUGCAAGGUACGGAGGGGAAUUUGCAUGGCGUUGUGCAGCUAUGGAUGGCUGGGUUGGUGGUGAUGGCGGUGGUUCGAUCAUAAGUACUGGAUGUGCAUGAGUACGUGAAGUGUAGGUGUGCUGAGCAAACGACAAGCAUGGAUACCGUCCAUCAUCAAGGUGUCGGAAAAGGGUUGGAAUUGUGAGUGGUGUUCCAUGCCGCCACUAAGCCUAUCACUCUAUACAAAGAAACUUCUUAAAUACGAUAGACAAACCUUAUGUACAAGACCAAAUUGACCAUUUAGCC
Messenger RNA from Aspergillus welwitschiae, 1094 nucleotides. RefSeq lists its product as uncharacterized. Lineage: Eukaryota; Fungi; Ascomycota; Eurotiomycetes; Eurotiales; Aspergillaceae. The record is from RefSeq and is a predicted model, not a curated record. The annotation marks the transcript as partial. The transcript has a single exon.